UGACCAGUUUGUUGGGGGAAAGAAGUGGGGAAUAGCGGAGCUAGUCCAAUUAGAGAGACGCGGGUUACCGUAAAACUGUUAAAUGCGCAGAGCCCACCUUUCCGCCCCGCUCCGGAGGAUGUGAAGUGGCAGUGGUAGUUCUGCCAGUGUGUGUGUGUGUGUGUUGAAGCGGUGCGGAGAAAUUCUCCGAAGGACAGAUUCCAUAGAGGCCCUACCUACCCUUGCCCCAGCGUCACGUGCGGGGAAGGGAUGCCACGUGGUUCGGCGGCCAAAUGCGAAGAGGGCUUUUCUUGGGAGGUUUGCGUUAUGCAGUAAAAGUAGAAGUACAGCUACCUGCAAUUUUGAGAGCAAGAAAAAUGAAGCUCCCUAUUUUCAUAGUAGAUGCAUUUACAGCAAAAGCAUUUCGUGGGAAUCCUGCUGCUGUUUGCCUCCUAGAAAAUAAAUUGGAUGAAGACGUACAUCAAAAAAUUGCAAGAGAAAUGAACCUCUCUGAAACUGCUUUUAUUCGAAAACUGAACCCAACUGACAACUUUACACAAAGUUCCUGCUUUGGAUUGAGGUGGUUUACACCGGCAAGUGAGGUUCCGCUCUGUGGCCACGCUACCCUGGCUUCUGCAGCUGUACUGUUUUACAAAAUAAAAAAUGUGAAUAACACUCUAACCUUUGUCACUCUGAGUGGGGAACUAAAGGCCAGAAGAGCAGAGGAUGGUAUUAUUCUGGAUCUGCCUCUUUAUCCUGCCCACCCCCAGGACUUCCAUGAAGUGGAGGACUUGAUAAAAACUGCUAUAGGUGACACCCUGGUCCAAGACAUUCGCUAUUCUCCAGAUACCCGAAAGCUCCUUGUCCGACUCAGUGACACUUAUAAGAGGUCAUUUCUGGAGAACCUGAAGGUGAACACACAAGAUCUGUUGCAAGUGGAAAACACAGGGAAGGUGAAAGGACUCAUUCUCACCCUUAAAGGAGAGCCUGGAGGGCAGACCCAAACAUUUGACUUUUACUCCAGAUAUUUUGCACCGUGGGUUGGUGUGGCUGAAGAUCCUGUAACAGAUCUAUGCACCUGUGUUUAUUGCAGCAUUAUGUACCAAAGCCGAGAGAUGGAAGCAACCCAAGUGAUGGAUGGUAGCUACGCUUGUGGGUCUGCGCAUGCUGUUCUCAGCAGCUACUGGUCCCAGCAACUGGGGAAGAAAGACAUGCAUGCCUUUCAGUGUUCCCGCCGAGGAGGAGAACUGGAGAUUUCACUGUGCCCCGAUGGACGAGUUGACAUUAAGGGUGGCACUGCUAUUGUUUUAGAGGGCACUCUGACAGCCUAGAUGUGGUCGUGGUUCUUUUGAUUCCACUAUUUUGCUAUUUUGAAUGACUAAGUAUUUUCUGCAUAAAAAGAAAUGGAAGUGGCUGCCUUUACCAAACUUGCAUAGCAGUUCACUUCAUCCUCACAUUAGAAAUAGAAAAAUGAAAACAUAUUAAUGGAAAUUUAAUCACGCUUUCUAACUAAUUCACUAAUGGAGUUUUGACUCUACCUGUGAGUGUAUUUGCAAUGGAAGUAACCAGUAACAAAAUAAUGUUGUCACCUGAUUAUGACUACCAAUAACACGAUGAGGAACAAAUUUAUGGGGAGUAAGAGCAAACCAUUUAAACUCAGGUAUGAGUAUUUGAUAGACUAUUUUGUAGUCUUUAAAAAGACCCAAUAAUCAUUUGGAAAUAUUGAAAAAUACUUCAUGAUAUAAUUCUAAGAAAGAGAAUUCAAAAUGUUAGCAUUGUUAUGUCUGUAUACAAUAUGAAUUUAUAUGGACAAAGAUGGGUCAUGAAGAUAGAAAGGUGAAAGCUAUUCAUAUGUGUGUGUGGACAGGUAAGAUUAGGAGUCAUUUUAAUGCACCUAAGAAAUUAUUUCCCUUAUUGGAACACACUCAUGUUCAAUAACUAACAAUCAGAACAUAUAACAGAAUAACCAAUAAAGUCAGAAAUUUCAAAAGAUGUAUGUGUAUUAGUGUGGUAGUAAAAUUAAACACUAAAAGCAAAUGUAAUGUCUUUAUCUUGAUGUAUGGCUUUAGAGCUAUAGCUUAAAAGGCAUUCUUCUCUUACCUUAAUAAAAUUGGUUUUGGGAUGCCUGGA
Canis lupus familiaris (dog) is the source of this 2109-nucleotide messenger RNA. It is a transcript of the gene PBLD, whose product is annotated as phenazine biosynthesis like protein domain containing. The transcript has 11 exons. Lineage: Eukaryota; Metazoa; Chordata; Mammalia; Carnivora; Canidae. Gene Ontology annotation, molecular function: isomerase activity. Gene Ontology annotation, biological process: biosynthetic process. The record is from RefSeq and is a predicted model, not a curated record. Bases 273 to 1310 code for a protein of 345 amino acids. Gene Ontology annotation, cellular component: cytoplasm.